AUUAUUAGGUCACCAUGUUCAACACACAAGCUUAGAUAAGCCGAGUCUUCACUGUGGACGUAUGUGAUCACGACGUCAUGUCAGCUUGGCAUUAUCGAGGAAGAACCCUACAUCUACAUCAACAAUGUGAUAAUAACGGUCCAGAUGUAUGGGAACAGAAGAUAAUGCUCGAGGCCUGCAGUGUUAUGUUAUAGGGUUGACUGUAUGCUUGAGUAAAGAGGAUUAUACGACAGACCCAGAAGUACUUGUGUGAGGUCAACUUUGACUUCGCUUCCUAUGUAUGAAAUGGGUUGAGAUAAUAUGCGUUCAGCAGAAGUAUGCUGUUAGUGGUGUAGAUGGGAGAAUUAUACGUCUCGCCUCGAAGUAUGAUCUCGGAAUUGCUCCUUUCUGUGUUAUAAGGGAAGACUGCACUGAAGUUACUCUAGCUGGUUGAAAUUUAAACUUGUAUGAUACUGAAGAAUUAUACAACCCUCCAUGAAGUAUGACUUCUGAAUUACUUCAUCUCACGUAAAAUGGGAGAAAUCCGAUGCGACUACCCCACAGUGGGUUGGAGAUUGAACUUUCAUGGCGUUGUUCAGUUAUACGUCUGAUCGGAUAGUACAGCUACAGAGUCUAGGAUGUGCGUGGUAUAAGACGGGAGCAUUAUACGGUCUGUAGAAAAGUACGAUGUCUGGUUUACACGUCGUGUGUCUGUGGACUCUGUGGCUUGUGAGUAACGCUCUAAUCCACGCCCUCACCUCAGGGAUGCAGUCUGCGUUUGACGUCAUCCACACUCCCGUGAUGCAAUGUAACGACUCUUGUGCAAGAUUGGUCCCAGAAGAGUUCCUAUUCCUUGAGACGGCCCCAUGUCCUCCCGUUUGGAACCUCUCAUUAAUCUGUCAACACAGCUCCCGCCUGGACUGUGACGAGGUGGCGGCCAUCUUGGAUCGUUGUAUUUCUCAGUAUGACGUAGACUGUGAUACUGUGUUCUCCGCACUAGAUGCUUGUGUUUGUGACUUCAACUUGACUUGUUCUUCUUUGAACGACACGUAUUUCAACAACUGUGGCUGGAAAAACAGAGAUUAUUCGUGUCGACGUCCUCCGACAACUUUAGUUGUUCCUUCUUCAGGUGUCCCUGGUGGAAACACCACACCGUCAGCUGUGGAAAAUAGUACUUCUCUGUCUGACGCUGGAGAUAAAACAGUAGAUGGGGUGCAGCCCGUGACAACGGAGGCGACCACCCCUCUGAUUGGCGGGUCGGUGACGCCCCCCGGACUGUCAUGUGACUCGACUUGCAUCGUGGUAGCAGUGUUGGGCCCGGCCGUGCUCAUGGUUACGCUGAUUGUAUUAUACCGGUGUUACAUAAGAUAUAACAAGCGGACAGGAAAGACCGGACCGGUUCCUAUGACCAAGGUCAAUUCCAUCGACUCUACUACAAAGGAGACCAAAUUCAUUACAUCUAAUGGCAUUCAUCCUGGGGAGAAAAAACAACUCAAAAUCCCGCCAGUGGAGAAACCCUUCGGCAGCAACAUAAAGGCGUCUCUCAAAGUUGGGCGGCCUUGCAGUAAUUUCUGUACUGGAAUGUUCAAUACCACAGACACAGACACCAUUCCCUAUUACAACAGCCGGACGUUGCCUGUGGGUUCGGCCUGGGACAGUGUCACGAUGUCCGGCACGGAAACCAUGACUUUCCGAAUUCCGAGGCCCUCUCUGGUGACCACCUUCCAGUACAAGCCGGAGGAACCGCAGAUGUUUGACACCUUAGUCGGAUACACAAACCCUGUAUAUGAGGAGACGAUCUGAGUAUUGAUGCUAAACACCAAACAGGUGUGUGAUGAAACAAUCUAAAUAUUGACGUUUAUAACUACCAAAUGUUUAUAUGUUGAACAAUGCCUGUUAUACACAUCUGUGUCUGUGAGGCCUGUUACUGAACAAUGACAGUUAUAUCACCUGAGGAUGGUGCAUGAGGUCUGUUACCGCUACUGAAC
Messenger RNA from Liolophura sinensis, 1967 nucleotides. RefSeq lists its product as uncharacterized. The record is from RefSeq and is a predicted model, not a curated record. NCBI's taxonomy places the organism in Eukaryota, Metazoa, Mollusca, Polyplacophora, Chitonida, Chitonidae. The coding region runs from base 667 to 1782 and encodes 371 amino acids. The transcript has 5 exons.